This is a messenger RNA of Fonsecaea nubica, 816 nucleotides long. RefSeq lists its product as hypothetical. The record is from RefSeq and is a predicted model, not a curated record. Gene Ontology annotation, cellular component: cytoplasm. Lineage: Eukaryota; Fungi; Ascomycota; Eurotiomycetes; Chaetothyriales; Herpotrichiellaceae. Gene Ontology annotation, biological process: signal transduction; protein phosphorylation. The transcript has a single exon. Gene Ontology annotation, molecular function: ATP binding; protein kinase activity. The coding region runs from base 1 to 816 and encodes 271 amino acids.
AUGACUUCGCACAUCGCAAAUUACCUAUAUCUAGACGGCACAGUUGUGCAAGAGGAGGUCAUUGGAGUGGGCGGUGCGGGAAUUGUCGUCAAUCGAGAAGGAUACGCCCUCAAAAUCCCUCUGAUAUCCAAGGUGUUUGAAAUCGACGGAGUGCCAGUUGACGAUAGAAUAUUGAACGCUGAUGCAGGCGACUCCUACGACGAGCUCGCCGUCGCCAUCAAGUCUUUUCGGCAUGAAAAGGCUAUAUACAAAAGGCUGGGUGACCAUCCUGGGAUCAUCCCCUGUUAUAACGUCGACUCGGAAGAUCCCUCGAUCCAGAUGCCCUUGAUGGUUGGCGACCUUCGCAAGUAUUUGGUCGAUGUCCGGCCGACAAGGGCGCGCCAGCUCUCCUGGUUACUUCAAUUGGCGCGUAUUAUGGCCUAUGCACAUUCUAAACGUAUUCUCAUAUGUGACUUCCGGCUGGAUAAUAUCGUAUAUGACGAUAUGAUGAAUCUCAGGCUUAUUGACUUCUCCGAAUCCUCUUUGAUGGACCCCGACUGGGACUUGGACCGCUGCGAUAGAUACGGCUAUUCUAUUCUGACCGACAUUGGACAAUUUGGGGCAGUGAUGUUUGAGAUCAUAACUGGCCAACAUUGUCGUUUUGAUAUUUAUCAGGAUUGGACCGGGCCAGGAGAUGCGACAACCUGGCCUCGACGGGAAACACUUCCGUCGACAAGCGAGGUGUGGCUAGGAUCUAUUAUCGAAAAAUGCUGGACCGAAGGAGUGUUGUCGGCUGAUGAUCUUGAGAGAGAACUUAAAAAGGUGAACGUCUGCUGA